AUGGCGCAACGUAUGAUGCCGGGUGCAGAACGAGCGGCCGCUCGCGCCGCCGACAAGCGUUUAAGGUCCCGGGUUGCGCAUCUGCGGAUUCAGACCAUAGCACACUACGCGAGGCCGGGUCCGGGUGAUGCUAACCGUCAGUGGGCUAUCAUUGACGAGCAAUUGGUAGAUCUGAGGGCAAGAGAUCCGUUAUAUCGCCGAGCCUUUUACCGGCUGAUUAUCCAGCUUGAUAGCGAGUUGUUUGGGGACACGAUGUACUGCGAUAUGGACUUAGAUCGCAUUCGAAUCCCCAAUCAAGAGGAGGUUGAAGCGCAAAUGGCCUUGAUGGCACAAGGCUGA
This is a messenger RNA of Puccinia graminis f. sp. tritici CRL 75-36-700-3, 339 nucleotides long. RefSeq lists its product as uncharacterized. The coding region runs from base 1 to 339 and encodes 112 amino acids. Lineage: Eukaryota; Fungi; Basidiomycota; Pucciniomycetes; Pucciniales; Pucciniaceae. The record is from RefSeq and is a predicted model, not a curated record. The transcript is spliced from 2 exons.